UACAACCGUGAAACGUGUUUGCAAGCAUAUAACAAAAACGUACUAAAGAAUCUGACAAGAAUCAAGAAAGCAUCCACUGUUGCUUCCAUACGAGGAAAUGAAUGUUCCUACAUACUAAACGUUGCAUGCACUUUACUUUAAUUUCCUUGCUUACAGAGGCACGAAUACUGGAAUCCAUUCAUUCCCUUCCCAUCUUCAUCCUAUAAAGGAGAGCAGAGAAGAGAUCAAGACUCUGUAUUGAGAGAGAGAGAGACAGAGCAUAUAUUAAUGGCAGCCCAUCUUCUACACUUCCUCAAGAACAAGUACAUCAAUGAGUUUGAAGCCUCGAAAUUAGUUCGAUGCCCAGCUUUGCUCAAGGAGAUUUCAGAUGAUCUUGGCCAGAAGUCAUUCAAACAUGACAGAAUCCAUGAAGCCAUCGAUCUUCUCUACGACCUAACCAACUCGUUAGAGGAUUGCAGCACGUUCGAGGAGACCCCCGGCGGCGCUGGCGGAAAGAGUCGCCGUUCCUGGCGCGGCAUCCGGAGAGACUGCGAGGCAACAAAAAACAAAUGCUGUAACGAACGUAACACCCGAUCAGACUUAGAGAAAUUGAAAGAACGCCUCGCCGGAAUACAGCUGCCGUCCAUCGAAAAACCACCAGCGGAAACAUCCUCGAUUUCCGUCAUCAAACGAGAAGGCUUUCCGUACUUCGACAAGUCCGAGGUUUUCUGCUUCGACUCCCCGUUCGAGUUCUUCAAGGACGACAUCCUCCCGAAAAACCAGCAUAACGUGGCGAUGGCGUUCGUGGGGAUCGGCGGGUCGGGGAAGAGCACUCUGGCCAGAAUGAUUUUCCUCGACGAAGGGGUUCAGAAACAAUUUGACAACGUCGUCUUGUGGGUCGAUUGCUCCGAGGUAUCCGACUCCCAAACGAAACUGUCGUGCAUAACCGUCGAGAAGUUCCGGCACACUGCCACCCCGUGCCGCUACAAUCUCGAGGAGGCGCUGCGCUCGUUGCACGGCAUCAUCCGUGAUCGGAGAUGCUUGGUCGUGCUGGACGGCCUGUGGACAUCCGAGGGGGCCAAAACCUUCGUGGACGUGGUGACGCAACAGUUACGUGGCACGAUAAUAAUCACCACCCGGUUGAACGACGUGGCGAAGGAUCUUGUGGGCGAAAGCAACAUUUUCUACUCAGAUAACUUUUGGCCUUCGCUGAGAGAAAGGGCAAAGAAGGAAGAAGGCGGCGGGGAAGAAAAAGAUGAUGCAGGGGCAAAAAGGGAAGGGAAGGAAAAGCAAAUCCAAGAACAUUGCUGGUUGGUAUUUGAAGAAACACUGAAAAGGAAGAAGUUUGGAGACAUAGGGGGAAUAGAGUUGCAUAGGGAUAUACGUAUAACUGAGCUGGAAGAAGUGAUUAAGAGGGGCAGUUUGGGAAAUCCCCUGGCUGCCAAGACUUUGGCUGAGGUUAUUUCUCAAAGACUCCACAAAACCGGCUAUUGGGCAGAAGAGCAGAAAACGGGUUCAAAUAAUGAGCAAAAAGUUGAAAACUGGGAAUUUUUACUGAAGGUAUAUGUUUAUGAUCAUCUCUCUUUAAGUAAUGUUUGGUUCAGAGUUUUGAGCACGGAAGGUGUUGUGAAGGAAAAGAGUUAUUAUCGCAAGAAUGAACUCAUGGUAACAUCGAUGUGUCACCCUCGAGACAUACUUCGUUCAUUGAGAGACGUUUGCCACGUGGAGUUUAUUUCAAUGGUGCAUACAAAGGGAGACCUACUAACUAAGGCGGUGUUUGGUUGGCAUGAAUUGGUGUUGGAAUUGAAUUGCAAUUCGAUGAGAUGAUAAACUACAUUGUUUGGUUGGAGGGAAUUGCAAUUCCCUCAAUUCAUUGAAUUGCAAUUCAUAGGUCCCCCCUAUGAAUUGCAGUUCAAUGAAUUCAUCCAAAGGGAAAGGCAAGGAAAAGACAUAUUUGUCCUUGAAUGUUAUUAUUAAAAUUAUUACACAAAGGGUAUUUUAGUCUUUAUA
Molecule: messenger RNA, 1989 nt
Organism: Ipomoea nil (Japanese morning glory)
Lineage: Eukaryota; Viridiplantae; Streptophyta; Magnoliopsida; Solanales; Convolvulaceae
Product: putative disease resistance protein At1g50180
Exons: 6
Coding region: 268-1806 (512 amino acids)
Biological process (GO): defense response to other organism
Molecular function (GO): ADP binding
Source: RefSeq, a predicted model, not a curated record